This is a messenger RNA of Mycena indigotica, 732 nucleotides long. RefSeq lists its product as uncharacterized. Lineage: Eukaryota; Fungi; Basidiomycota; Agaricomycetes; Agaricales; Mycenaceae. The transcript is spliced from 7 exons. The record is from RefSeq and is a predicted model, not a curated record. The coding region runs from base 16 to 732 and encodes 238 amino acids. Gene Ontology annotation, cellular component: cytoplasm.
GAGCCAUGCUUGUCGAUGUGCUUGUUAACGAGUUUCAUCACGGUGGGAAGAAAGAAACAACUUUUGAUCAUGGACCACAACCCCAAGCUUGCGUCUCUUGCUGCUCGUUUGGUAGAGCCCAAUUACCGACCACGCGACGAGGAAGACGACGAAGAUGCGUUGUUCGCUGAACUUGAAGAGGAAAUCGAAAACGACAGCAGCGCAGAAAUCCGAGAAUAUGGCAUGAAGCUUAUUCGAGAGCAGAUGGAUCAAUUGAACGAUAUGAAGGACAACAAACAUGGUCAAUACUCUGAAAUAUCAGAUGAGAAGGAGGUCGUUCGCGCCUGUGCACGCGAAACGAAGUGUGUAGUGCAUUUCUACCAUUCAAACUUCAAGCGAUGCGAGAUUAUGGACAAGCACCUGGCGAAAAUUGCGCCAAAAUAUUUUAACACUCGCUUCUUCCGCGUCUUUGUCGAAAAUGUCCCCUGGCUCGUCGAAAAACUGGGUAUCAAGGUCCUGCCCUGUGUAAUCUGCUUUGUGGAUGGCAUUUCCAAAGACAGAUUAAUUGGGUUCGAGGAGUUGGGAAAUAACGACGCAUUCGAUACAGCUGUCCUCGAAAUGCGAUUAGGAACUUCUGGUGUUAUAGAAAAGACUUCCUCUUCAAAGGGCGGGUUAGGACCUGUGUACUCGAACAGUUCAUCUUCACGACUAUACCAAGUAAACAACCAAGAAGUGUUUGAUUUGGACGAAUGA